Molecule: messenger RNA, 1218 nt
Organism: Hansenula anomala
Lineage: Eukaryota; Fungi; Ascomycota; Saccharomycetes; Phaffomycetales; Wickerhamomycetaceae
Gene: MFM1
Product: Mfm1p
Exons: 1
Coding region: 1-1218 (405 amino acids)
Biological process (GO): mitochondrial magnesium ion transmembrane transport
Cellular component (GO): mitochondrial inner membrane
Molecular function (GO): magnesium ion transmembrane transporter activity
Source: RefSeq, a predicted model, not a curated record
AUGAGCUAUCUGAGGACAAAUCUGGUGCUGAAGGCGUUUACAAAGAGCUCGGUUUUCCCUUCAGUGGCACGGCCCAUAAUCAAGAGAUCAAUCUCAAAUACUAGCCAUCUUUGUUUAAACAAUAGCAUCACAAGCAGGAGAAAUGCAGAGUACACUUCUCUAUUAUUGGAGAAGAACUUGGUCCAUAGAAAUCAUUUGAAUCCAACAGAGGCAACAGUGUUGAGAUGUACUGUGUUUGAUGGGGAUGGUAAUUUAGAAGCUGUAUCAGCAGAUUUGAAAAGAUCAGAUCUAAUAUCAAAACAUGGUUUAUUCCCUAGAGAUUUGAGAAAGAUUGAGAAAAUCGGUUAUAAUACAGAGAUUGCACCAUCUAUCUCUGUUCGUAAAGAUUCAGUUGUCAUCACAUUACUUCAUAUACGUGCUUUGAUUAAGGCAGAUACUGUAAUCAUAUUUGAUGAUUUAGGUUCAAGAAAUUCUCAUGCUCAAUCACAAUUCAUUAUGGAUUUGGAAUCAAAGUUGAAGGCUAAAAAUGUUGAUUUGCCCUAUGAAAUAAGAGCUUUAGAGGCUGUAUUAGUUUCAGCAAUGACAAAUCUUGAUGCAGAAAUGAAGGUACAAACCACUGUUACACAAGGAAUCUUACACGAAUUGGAAGAUGACAUCACAAGGGAAAAACUACGAUAUUUAUUGAUUCAAAACAAGAAAAUUUCAACAUUUUCACAAAAGGCAACAUUAGUUAGAGAUGUUAUUGAUGAAAUUUUGGAUAAUGAUGAUGAUUUAGCUGGAAUUUAUUUAACUGAAAAGAUGAACGGGACACCAAGAGAUGUUGAUGAUCAUGCAGAAGUGGAAAUGUUGCUAGAAUCAUAUUAUAAACAUUGUGAUGAAAUUGUUCAAACAAUAAAUAAUACAAUUUCAAAUGUUAGAACCACUGAAGAGAUUAUUAACAUCAUUUUAGAUUCCAAUAGAAAUCAACUCAUGUUGUUAAGUUUGAGAUUUUCCAUUGGAUUAUUGAGUAUGGGUGCUGGCUUAUUUAUUGCAGCUGCCUAUGGUAUGAACUUGGAAAAUUUUAUAGAGGAACAAGAUUAUGGAUUAGGAGCUGUUAUCGCGGUGUCGAUGAUCUCCAUUGUGGUUUUAUUUGUAUAUAGUUUGAAGCAUUUGAACAAGCUUCAAAAAAUCACAAUCGGAGACCACUACAGGCAGAAGAUGAAGGACCAGGUCUUUUGA